AAGAGCGCUUCCCUGCAAAGUGGAAAGCCAGUGCUGUUAUAGCGACUUCGUAGGAAAAGCUGUUCUGGCUAUUAUGUAGACGUACAUGUGUUUCUCUGCUCAAGUCUGCACUGUUGUUAGUAACAGCAAUUAUAAGACUGAUGUGAACAACAUUUGUGGGUUGUUUGGUGUUGCUCAUUAUCCAUGAUUAAGAACUUAGUGUAAACAUUACCUGCCGGUUUGGGAGUUGCAGCCCUGCAAGUGUGAUUUGAGCAACUUUUGGGGUUGAUAUGAUGUUUCUUCUUGUUCAUGAUCGGAAGUUAUAAUGUUGCAGAUUAUUUUUGUUUUGUUUUGUUUCAUGCAAACAAACAUAAUCUGUACGGUAGAUUGAUUUUGAGCUGUGCUUCUCAAUAGUACCAAGUACCAACUUUACAUUUAGAAGGAUGAGGAUCAAAUUAUUUUGCGUACUUUUCACAAACUAGGAGUUAUGUACAGGUGCUUUGUUUGUCUCUCGAUAGUUGAUCAUUUGAUGUGACGUUUUUCUGCCUCCAGGCAUGCCAUCCCUGAGUUUUGAUGUUGUAAUGUAGGAUAACUAUUAAGACCAACGCAUUCUACUAGCUUUGGAUACUUUGUGACCGUUCUAUUGUGGUGAAAAUUUAAUGGUCUGCAGUAAUCUAUUCAUCUUCGAGAGAUUACUUAACCCGUACAAUACAAUCUCGAGACAGUUAAGCUUUGUGUGCAGGCACAUUUACAAGCCAAAUAUUGAUAGCGGAUUUGAAUCAGAAACUACACAUGCAGUUCUCCAUCGUUUUCAGUGUUCAGUUCAUUAUACGUGCUGAUGUUCCUGAGACUGUUAUUGCUACAAAUAAACCUUUAAAAGUGUCUAUUUUUUAGAGGAAAUAAUUAUUCCUGGGGGAUAACAUGGACUAGGCUACGUUUGUUUCUUUGUUGGAUCUCGUAGUGGAGAACAAUUAAAUAUUUGUCUUUCAGUUUUCAUUAAGAGUGCAAUAGUGUUCACAUCAACGAUUUCAUCAUGAUGAAAAAGUGCAGGGUACUGUACGACUUCUCGGGUGAAACAGACAACGGGGAGCUAACGAUCUACGAGAAUGAGGUUCUUCAGAUCAUCCGACAGGACGUUGGUGAGGGAUGGUGGGAAGCAGAGAACCCUUCAGGGCAGAGGGGCCUGGUCCCGGAGGCAUACGUUGAGCAGAUGGUAGAGGAGAACCAAGGCAGCAAGCCUAUAACCACCCAGCAGAGUACGGUCUCACAAGACGAUGAGUGGGAUGAUGAUGAGUGGGAUGAGAGAGCGAGCCAGUCAAGCUACGACGCCCAACAACAGGAAGUUAGUAGCCAGGACUCUGGAUUAAACGGAAACAACUACGGGCUUUCAGCACCAAACAGGCAAUUCAAACAGAGAAACAGCGAAGCAUCAGCACGGUCAGGGACGGUCAAGAAAAACUUUGCAAGUCGUUUCUCAGUGUUUGCAAAGACAGGAGGAGAAGCAUAUUUAUUGGGAGGAGGACCCAAGAAGGGAGCAUCACCUGAUGGAACUAUUAGAAUCAUAGAAGCAGAAGAUGGCCCAAGAUGGGAAGAAACGGUGGGCAAAUACACGUGUGAGAUCAAGAACCCAAAGAAAGAGAGUAAACUCAAGGGAAUCAAGAGCUUCAUUGCAUACCAAGUUACACCAUCAAAUACCGGCAUUCGAGUGAGCCGGAGAUACAAGCACUUUGACUGGCUAUAUGAGAGGCUAGCAGAGAAGUUCACACUAGUCAUUGUUCCACCUCUUCCAGAUAAACAAGUCACAGGUCGUUAUGAGGAAGCUUUUAUUGAGAAGAGGAUGGAUCAGUUACAAAGAUGGAUGAACAGAAUGACGGCUCAUCCUGUGAUAGGUCCUAGUGAUGUCAUGAUACACUUCACCUCAUGUACAGAUGAGAAGCUAUGGAAACAAGGGAAGAGGAAGGCAGAGAAGGAUGAAUUUUUAGGGGCAGCAUUCUAUCAGAACAUUGAACCUCCUGCAAACAACCUAGACGUAGCAACCAUUGAGAGACAGCACGACACAUUCACACGUUUCACCAAGAGUUUUGACUCCAGUGUAGCAGUGAUCCAACAAGUUAUACAUGAUUACAGCAAGAAACAUUUAGGACCUUUCAAGAGAGAAUACCAGAAAAUUGGCAAUUCCUUCACGGAGCUAGCAACAACCUUCAACCUCGACAACAGGCCGAACCCUGAAGGGAAGGAUGAUCCGCCUCAAGAAUCUGUGCAGCUGACGGAGGCCCUGAACUUCACCGGUAAGACGUACGAGGAGAUCGGAGAACUGUUCUACCAGCAACCCAAAUACGAUCUCCAUCCAUUUGAAGAUUUCUUAAAGGAGUAUGGUGGAAUGAUGUCAUGCUUUCCUGAUAUGAUACACUUUCACAAGCACACGGUACAGACGGUCAAGGAAUGUCAGAAGCAGAGAGAAGAACAGAAGAUGGACUUUGAAGAAGCAGAAGCGGUCAAGAAACGAGCAGACGUCAUCUCAUAUGCCAUGAUGGCUGAGGUAAAUCACUUCCACAGGGAGCGAGUAGAAGACUUCAAGUGGAUCAUGCAGGUCUACUUAAAGGAACAAAUCAAGUUUUACAAGAGCCUUACCAUCAAGCUGGAGGAGGCGCUUCAAAAAUAUGACGAACUCGAUCGGUAAAAGCCGCCCGGGUCACACCCGCCCGGACUUUACCCUCAGUAGAAUAUAUCUCGCUCAAGAAAUAAACGAUAAAGUUGCUGCCGACCCGAAACGCUUUGGUCCGUGGCGGAAACUCACUCUCUCGCAUGCCAUUUCAUUACUCUGUAAAUUCUUCAUGCUUUUCAUCUAUCGCUCAAUCAUCGAACGGAUGACACAUGAGAGGAAACUGCCUGGCAUUUUCAAGUGAUGGAGGGAGGGAACGACUGAUGACUUGAAAUAGAGACUCCACAGGCUGGGGUCAAGUUAUGAGAUCAAGUUUCUGUAGCAUGAAAAUGUUAAGCCAUACCGCUUUGACUUAAUUGUAUGGAACUUGUUAAUAGAAAAAA
Strongylocentrotus purpuratus (purple sea urchin) is the source of this 3024-nucleotide messenger RNA. RefSeq names its product sorting nexin-33. Gene Ontology annotation, molecular function: protein binding; phosphatidylinositol binding. Gene Ontology annotation, cellular component: cytoplasmic vesicle; plasma membrane. The transcript has 17 exons. NCBI's taxonomy places the organism in Eukaryota, Metazoa, Echinodermata, Echinoidea, Camarodonta, Strongylocentrotidae. The record is from RefSeq and is a predicted model, not a curated record. Gene Ontology annotation, biological process: mitotic cell cycle; plasma membrane tubulation; protein transport. Bases 1013 to 2659 code for a protein of 548 amino acids.